Messenger RNA from Ochotona curzoniae (black-lipped pika), 2146 nucleotides. RefSeq names its product calcium activated nucleotidase 1 (gene CANT1). The transcript has 4 exons. The coding region runs from base 621 to 1826 and encodes 401 amino acids. The record is from RefSeq and is a predicted model, not a curated record. Lineage: Eukaryota; Metazoa; Chordata; Mammalia; Lagomorpha; Ochotonidae. Gene Ontology annotation, biological process: proteoglycan biosynthetic process. Gene Ontology annotation, molecular function: calcium ion binding; GDP phosphatase activity; UDP phosphatase activity.
CUAAGGAGGGUGGGGCCGAGGUGUCUGGGAGCAGGAACUGCCUCAGGGCUCCCUAAAACAAGUGCCUCCCGCUCCUUCCUGGCCUCUGGUGCGCCCCCUCACGCCCCCUCACGCCCCCUCACGCCCCGUGGCUCCCAGAUCCAGUGUGGCCUUCUCAUGUUGAGUGUGAGAUCCAGUGAGGGCUUAGUGUGAGCCGGCCUGUGGGGCAUGCCCUCCCCUAGCCCCUCUCCUUGGGUGCCGUCCGUGGCCCGUCCCUGCUGCGUGGGGCAGUCUGCAGGAGCAGUGGGUUUUGCCCUGCCCUUGGGGAGGAAGCAGAGUGGGUACCCUGGGGGGAGUGUGUGGGGACUGGAUGGUGGCUGGGGCAGGGGAAGGGCACGCCCAGGGCUUGGAGCUGGCAGUGAGGAGCACACCUCCCCAGGUCGCUGUGGCUUCCUGCUCUGCCGGAUCCUGGGAGGGAGGAGCCUCUCAGAGCCUGUUGAUUCUGCCACCUGCCACAUUUUCACUGCUGAAGGAAGUGGAGAAGGAGGCUGUGGUGGCUGUGUGAGGAGCCUCCCCCCAGUUGUGGGAGCCCUGUGGCAGGCUGGGAUACGCCCCACAGGUCCCGUGGCCUGAGCACGCUGAUGCCCGUCCAGCCCGCGGAGCCCCUGCCAUGGAAUGACUCUAUGCACUCCCUGCGGAUCAGCGUGGGGGGCCUUCCUGUGCUGUUGUCCAUGACCAAGGCUGCAGACCCCCGCUUCCGCCCACGCUGGAGGGUGAUUCUGCCAUCUGUCCUGGUUGCUGCCAUCCUCUGGCUGCUCUACUCCCACCGGCCCAGCCCAGGCAGGCCCCCCGCCAGCAACGCGCACAACUGGAGGCUCGACCAGGCCCCCGUGUCCCGUUACAAUGACACCUACCCCUUGUCGGCCCCGCAGAGGACGCCGGACGGGACUCGGUACCGCAUUGCGGUCAUUGCCGACCUGGACACAGAGUCGAGGGCCCAGGAGGAGAACACGUGGUUCAGUUACCUGAGGAAGGGGUACCUGACCUUGUCGGACAGCGGGGACAAGGUUGCCGUGGAGUGGGACAAAGAGCACGGGGUGCUGGUGUCUCACCUGGCAGAGCGGGGCCGGGGCAUGGAGCUCUCGGAGCUGGUUGUCUUCAACGGGAAGCUCUACUCCGUGGACGACCGUACCGGGGUCAUCUACCACAUCAAUGGGACCAAGGCUGUGCCUUGGGUGAUCUUGGCGGACGGUGAUGGCACCGUGGAGAAAGGCUUCAAGGCUGAGUGGCUGGCUGUGAAGGACGAACACCUUUACGUGGGUGGGCUGGGCAAGGAGUGGACCACAACCACUGGGGAGGUGCUGAACGAGAACCCCGAGUGGGUGAAGGUUGUGGGCCCCAAGGGCAGUGUGGAGCACGAGAACUGGGCAGCCAGCUACAGCGCUCUCAGAGCCGCGGCCGGGAUCCGACCACCAGGCUACCUCCUCCACGAGUCGGCCUGCUGGAGUGACACGCUGCGCCGCUGGCUCUUCCUGCCGCGCCGGGCCAGCCAGGAGCGCUACAGCGAGAAGGCCGACGAACGCAAGGGCACCAACCUGCUGCUCAGCGCCGCCCCCGACUUCAGCGACGUGGCCGUGAGUCGCGUGGGGGACAUGAUCCCCACACACGGCUUCUCGUCCUUCAAGUUCAUCCCCAACACUGACGACCAGAUCAUCGUGGCGCUCAAGUCCGAGGAGGACAGCGGCAGAGUGGCCACCUACAUCAUGGCCUUCACGCUGGACGGGCGCCUCUUGCUGCCCGAGACCAAGAUCGGCAGCGUCAAGUAUGAAGGCAUAGAAUUCAUCUGAGGGGCACCAGGCCCUGGGUGCCCAGGUGGCUGGAGCGGCCGGGCUCGCUGGAAUCUAUAAACACGGACGACCCACUGCUGCUGUCUGGCUUCCUCCUGCGGCGUCUGCAGCCGGCCACCCCUCCUCCUUUCCUGCCAGCCCCCUGCCCUUUCCCCUCCCCUCUGGCCUUGGACCCCCAGCCUGCCCCCAAUGCCUGGAGAGGGAGACAUCUCCCCUGAAGGCCAGGCCUGGCCGCUGUGAGCACAGCUUGUGCCCGACAGAGAUGGCCCUUGUGGCCGAUGGAUGCACAGCACCGCUGUGCCAAGCAGCCUGCGGAGUGA